Messenger RNA from Planococcus citri (citrus mealybug), 2263 nucleotides. RefSeq names its product histone lysine acetyltransferase CREBBP-like. Gene Ontology annotation, molecular function: chromatin DNA binding; transcription coactivator activity; histone acetyltransferase activity. The record is from RefSeq and is a predicted model, not a curated record. The coding region runs from base 296 to 1570 and encodes 424 amino acids. The transcript has 5 exons. NCBI's taxonomy places the organism in Eukaryota, Metazoa, Arthropoda, Insecta, Hemiptera, Pseudococcidae. Gene Ontology annotation, cellular component: transcription regulator complex; nucleus; histone acetyltransferase complex. Gene Ontology annotation, biological process: positive regulation of transcription by RNA polymerase II.
CUAGAGAAGAGUCACUCUAUGAUUUCAUGCUAUGUCAUAUACCUAUUGUGUUAAAUUAAUAAAAGUUCAUCAAAAGUUAAGUUUUUUUCGAUUUAAAUUACAAUUCGUUACAAAUUGGAGCCCGAAGGCCCAAACAUAAAAUUCGUGGAAUCUAGCUUGAAAAUUUUUACUCAAUUGAUAAAUUCUCGUGUUUUUGUGAAUAUUUUUAAAACUACUUAAUUAGGUAUUGUGAUUCUGUUUUUUUAUUAUUUAUUGUUGUUCCAGUUUUAUAAGAACAGAAAGAAAUUUCGAUAAUAUGGAAGAUCUGAGUGUGGUUCUCAAGGAUCUCAAGGAUCUCACGAUAGCACCAUCUCCUAAAGAAGCAAGAAAACAAUCGAUACAGAGAUGUAUUCAUUCUUUGGUGCACGCUUGCCAAUGUCGAGACGCGAGCUGCAAAAUAUCAAGUUGCCAGCGCAUGAAACGCGUUGUCCAGCAUACGAAGGCUUGCAGGCUAAAAGUGAACGGAAAUUGCCCAAUUUGCAAGCAGCUUAUAGCCUUGUGUUUCUACCACGCCAAGUAUUGUCAAGAUGCUAAUUGUGGUGUGCCCAUAUGCUCGAGUAUCAAACUAAAAUUGAAGCAACAUGAACUACAGCAACGCGUACAUCAAGCUCAGCAGCUGCGUCGUCGUUUGGCUGCGAUGAAUGCGCGUACAUCAAGCAGUAUCGGACCAGCUGUGUCUGCCGGCAGUUCUGGACAGAAUUCGUCCUCUUCUUCAUCUUCGCAUCACCAGCCUCAGAAUGCUCCGCACGCCGGCAUGGAAUUGAAGCCUGGAAACCUGCAACCACCCCCUAGUGUUUUACAAGUACUGAAACAGGUUCAAGAAGAAGCGAUCCGUCAGCAACAACCGCACGGUCAUACCAGUACGGAAUACCCGAACGGAAUGUCGCAAUAUCGAGUAGCAUUGCAACAACUACUGCAAACAUUACGCUUACCAAGCUCUCCACAGCAGCUAGAUCAAAUUUUACAGAUAUUGAAGACGAAUCCGCAGCUGAUGGCCGCGUUUAUCAAACAAAGGCAACAGCAGCAACAACAACAACAGCAGCAGCAGCAACAAUCAAACAAUCCCCCAAAUCCUCCAGCAUCGCUGCCCCCGCAACAACCAACACUCAACGUUGCAUCUACCAGCGCUGAUUUCACAACUCAGAACCCGGCAGUACCUCAGCCAGCGUCUCUCGACUUGGAUAUGCGAGUCUUGCUAACAUUGAGCAAAAGAACGGGCAUGGACCCAAAUCAUCGUCGAGCUCUGAAUCAAUUAAUGGAAGUGAUAAAUUCACCGAUCUGUCCGCAACAGCAACAACAAAUCGUAGAAAUACUUGAGUCGAAUCCUCAGCUAAUGGAGGAGUUCGUCAAACAAAAAGAGCUCCUGCAACCACAGCCGCUGUCGCAAGAGCAACUGCCUCAACAGCAACAAACAGUCGAUCCGUCUAGCCAGCAGCAACAAGAACAGCACAUGGAACUGGACGAUAUUCUGACCGAUGAAUGGUUCGAUCGUGUUGAGAAUUUCAUCGAAUCGAAUCGUUGCCACGCCUAAACUAUUUUUAGUCCUAUUUUACGUUGAGCCUAUCUUUUUUUUUUAGUUUUAUCCAUCCUUUAUUUAUUUUUUAAAAUUUUAAUCAAUAAGUUAGUAUUACAUUUCUUUUUUAAAAUCAAUUUUGACCGUUCGUUUCGAACUUUUUCAUCUUAGUUUUGGAAACUGAAAUCGAUUAUGCUGGCAUAUCAAUGGAAUUCUGUUCAUUGUUAUUGAUUUUAUAUUUUUUUCCGCGAGAAUUUGUACUAAUUAAGUACAAUGUAUGUAAUGUACUUGUUGUACGUGUACUUCCGUUUUUUUUCUUUUUCCCUUCUGUCCGUUCCUUCGCAGAUUUUGCAAUUUACCAAUGAAUUUUAUAUUUGAAUACGUUAACGAAAUAUGUACCUACUAUUUGAUACGAACGUCUCGUUAAAUAUUAGUGUUUAAUUUUGUGUUCAAUUUUAUUUUAGUCAUAUUUUUAAACACGAUGCUAUCUUUACCUAGAAUUAAACCAAAUUAAUUUCGAAAAUAGGUGCCGAAAUUUCAUCAAUAAUUCAUAAGUGUAGUUCUGUCAACUCUCUACUGAUGUAAAUGUUGAAUAAUGGAUUUUUUCAUUUUUUACUAUUUUACUAUGUUUUUUAAGAAGAAAAUUCAAACAUUUUUAUUGCGUUAUGAAUUUUAAUGUUAUUUAAAAAAUAAAAUGUUGUUAAGUAGUGA